AUGGAAUCUUCCGACCGGCUAGGGGGUGUCCCCCACAAACUUCGUGGCCAACUUCUGGAAGCGCUCCUCUUCGCCCUUACUGUCGCCAAAUCUCCUCAGCACUACCUUGACCUUGGCUGGGCAGCUUCACGCAAAUAUUUCUUCUCUGUCAUUCUAAUCUCCCUCGUGUUGUCCAAAUGCUUCCAUAUCUUCAUCCAUCUGAAGUCACUGACACUUCCAUCCCUUCUCUGGGGCCCCACCUUCUUCCUGGUGGAUAUACUAUUGAUCCUGGUCGCGUGCGGCCUGACCCGAUCGUUUGAAUGGCGGACUACUCGGGACAUAGCGGCCGUGGUCACUGUAUUGUUUAGUCUCGGUGUUUCUGGAAUGACCGCCGCCAAUAUCUCUUUUUACGUCCAAACGGGCCUGGAGAUCUACUGGCGGAGAUCGAAAACAUUCCAUAAGGAUGUGUCGGCCAAGACAGUCCUAUCAGGAUUAUUUGUCGCAUUCGUUGUAGAGGUAUUGAUUAUGGUCGGUGCAUACUUUGCUACGCCGUAUCUAUUCCGUGCGACAAAUGCGUUCCUGGAGAUUUGGGCUUCAGUCUUUUCCGCCACGUUCAGUCGCUGCCGUCGCAAGAAGCCCUUGCCAGACCCAGAGAUCUACGAGGAGAUCGCCAUCGAUGACUACGAUGACAGUGACAGCGAUUCCGUAGCCCUGCUGGAUACACCCCGAGUCCCGCUCGUGCAGAAGACGCAUUCGCUGUUGAAGCGUGUCAUCGUGAUCCUUGGCAGUUCCGUCAUCAUUCUGCUUUGUCUUGUUCGUCCACAGGAUACGGCCUACACGUUUCUCUCGGAGUCCCUACCUUUCGCACCAUUUGGCGGCCCCAAAUACCGGCCUGCUCAUGUAACUGCUGCGUCGCUACGGGGUUACUUUCCUUUGUUGAAAGAGCACUCCGCUCUGGAUUAUUUCCCGAAAUUUGACUGGUUGCCUGUGGACGAGUCGACAGGUGAAUUCCCUGAUUGGUCGCCAUUCCGCUAUCUUAAUUUCAACAGGACUAUCCAGGAAUCGAAGUAUGCACACUAUAACCCGUUGAAAGACCCGUUGCACACCCCGAACCUCCAAAACAACAUUUUGGAGCCUCUUCGUGAAGCGCUUCACGACGGAAGUGUGAAGAUUAAGCAUGUUAUUCUCGUCAAGUUGGAAAGCACUCGCCAGGAUAUCUGGCCCUUCCGCUCUGACUCUUACAUCAUGGACCGCAUCAAUGAGUCUUACAAAAAUGGCAGUAUCCCCGAGAACGUCCUAGCCAGACUUUCCAACCUCACCCCCACCGCGGAGAGGUUAACCGGAUUUGAAACUGGAUUCCGCAAGGAUACAGAGCGUCCAAAGCCAUACGGUGGUAUCAGUGCGAGCAAAGCUUAUACAUCCGGUACCUAUACCUUGAAGAGUAUCACUGGCACUGUUUGUGGUGCCAACCCCAUGGCUGUCGAAAACCAGCUCGAGUACAUGCACGAUAUCUAUCAACCUUGCUUGCCGCACAUCUUCGAAGCAUUGAACCACCAGCCGAACACCACCAGCCAGGGAGAUGGUUGGACUUCCUGGCCUUGGCACACUCAGUGGAUGCAAUCGCACUACGGCACCUGGGACAAGCAGGAGCUCCUCACUCCUCAUCUAGGGUACAAGCAUAUCAUGACAAGGGAGUCAAUCAACGAUGCUGGGAGGAAGUACAUCCCAGAAGAGAACGAAGAAGAAGAACAUCACGGCCAUGAGGACAAGUUACUGAAGAAUUACAUUCGGGAUUUGUUUGCCGAUGCCAAAAAGAACAACACUCGCCUCUUCCUCAGCCAUCUGACCCACAAUACCCAUACUCCUUAUUUCAUCCCAGGUGAAUAUCAGGAAAUGAUGGGGCAUGCGAAUUCUGGACUCAACGAAAAGUUGAACAGACACCUUAAUACCAUGCACUACCAAGAUCAGUGGAUUUCCGAGAUCCUGGAGAUUCUCGAAGAAGCCGGCGUCGCAGACGAGACCCUUCUCGUCAUGGCUGGUGACCACGGUCUAUCACUCCCGAAUGACGGCGGUAUCACAGCCUUCCAUGACCCGCACGUUUCCAGUUUCCAUGUACCUCUGUUCUUCUCCCACCCCAAGAUACCUCAAAUCGAAGUCGACAGCCCCGUUCUCUCAACGCAAAUCCUUCCCACCCUCUUGGAUCUCCUUAUCGAGACCUCCUCAAUGGAUGAACAGUCCACAAAAAUCCUGAACGACCUACUGCCAUUGUACGAGGGCCAGUCAAUGCUACGCCCCCUCAUCACCGAGCAAGAUGGCAAGCAAGAAUGGCAUUUCUCCACCAUGAACCCCGGAGGAACAUGGGUUUCCAUGCGAUCCGCCGCGAAGCCGUACCGUCUCGUCGUGCCCCUUGUGGCCGACGCCCCGUGGCGAUUCACCAACGUCGUCGAAGACCCACUUGAGCUGUCCCCUGAGGAAGACCUUGAUGUCGUCACUCUAAUUGAUGUCGUGCAGAAUACCGCUGGCGUCGAUGCCGCCAGGUGGCUGAGUGAGGCUGCCCAUGUGGCUCAGUGGUGGAUUCUGGAGAACAGACGCCGCUGGAAAUAUGAUCCUGAGAACCCAGAAUUCUCUAACGGGUUGAUUGUUUGA
This is a messenger RNA of Penicillium canescens, 2625 nucleotides long. RefSeq lists its product as uncharacterized. Bases 1 to 2625 code for a protein of 874 amino acids. The record is from RefSeq and is a predicted model, not a curated record. The transcript is spliced from 3 exons. NCBI's taxonomy places the organism in Eukaryota, Fungi, Ascomycota, Eurotiomycetes, Eurotiales, Aspergillaceae.